This is a messenger RNA of Podarcis lilfordi (Lilford's wall lizard), 11824 nucleotides long. The record is from the annotation of a GenBank genome assembly. NCBI's taxonomy places the organism in Eukaryota, Metazoa, Chordata, Lepidosauria, Squamata, Lacertidae.
AACCAGCGGCAGGCCUGCUCGCCCGCCCGCCCGCGCCGGGCCGGCGCUCCAGUAGCCGAGGUCGGCGGGUUAGAAAUGCGGCCGUUGGGGUCUCGCGCGCCGUCUGAAGCGGAGGGCCAUGAGGGGCCUCAGCCUCCUCCCGUCCUACAGAGGCGAGGGGGCCGAAUCUUCGGCCGCCGUUGAGCCUCCUUCGUCUUUUCCCCGAGCGAGCGCGGUGGUGGUGGAAGGGCCGCUAUGAGCAGGAGCCAGCAGCGCAUCCACUUGGAACAGCAGGGUGCGUGGGAGUGCUGGGGGUGGGGGGCUGUUCUGGGGGGGGCAGAGGGGAACUGCUGCAAGACCCCCCAACUCUUCCCCUAAAAGGAAGGGACGCUGCAGAAGGCGCUGGUGGGCCACUCUCCCUGCUUAGCGUGCGUGCAGUAUGGCGACCCAAUUGGUCUACCUUACGAGGUUGUUGUGAGGGAUUAAGGUGAAGCUCCGCGGGCGCUCUCUUAACAGGGCGAUGUGUCCCAUUGAGCUAAAUGGGGUUUAUUCACAAAGAAGAAGGCACAGGAUUCUAGCCUAAAGCAUUUUGCAAAUGCUGGGUAUUGAAGAGAAGAGGCAUGUUGGGGCUCAACCCUGCCUGAAACGACUCCCCUAUCACGUGGGGACUGAGAGGGAAGGGCACUCUGCACAUGGCUUGAAACACUUCUCACCCUGCAGUGGGGGUUUGCACAUCGUUCCGAGGUAUAUUGUGUUGAAAAACAGGUUGCAGGAAUGGCACCUGACACAAACAAAGCCGUGGGGGCUUCCACUCCAAAAGUAAAAGAUACCUAACAGUUCUGAGGACUUGAGGAAACAAAAGUGAGCAGUGGUAAACUAGAGCAGGGGGAAUAAGAAUUAGCCUGAUGGGAAGGGAGUUUGUUUUCAAUGAGGAGUCAUAAGGGUAAUUCCCCCAAGAUUGUAUGGUGGUCCAGAUUAACAUGCGUAUGGUUUUGUGUGGUGUGUUUGUUCUGAGGUGGUGGGGAGAGUGUGGGCUUGAGAAACUUAUAGGUUUGAGAGAUGAUUUGGGGAUAAUUUAUUUGAUUUAGAUUUGCUAGUGUAAGUCAACUGCUAGGCUGGAAAGAGCAGAGGGCUGUAAAUUUCAUUUAUCGUAGUUCAUGUGAAAAGAGACCAUCAGAAAUGUGCUAUAAUUUUUUUCCUAACAAACUUUGAAAUCUAUGCCUUUUGAUGCAUUGUACAUAGGGUUCAUUUUUAAAAAAUUUCCCAGAAACUUCAGUGAGUACAAAAUACAGUGUGACCAGUUAAUUGGAGCCAGCUUCUCACCUGUGCUUGCAUAGCUGCAUUAGAUCUCUUUCCAAGCACAAUUCAAAGUGUAGAUUGUUACCUUUCUGUGGGGAAUCUUUGGUCUACAGGCUUAAUUAGGUAUGCUAGGCCUCUCCAUACCCACCUGCCUUACACCUAACAUCUUGUAUGAUGACACCAGGUGCAGAGCAGGUAUAUGUGCACUUGAGCCAAAAAGAAGUUUGCAGGCACUGCUGAUCAUCAACACCUGCAAAGCCCAGUGCAGCUGAUUGGUUGUUGAUGCUUUGUGGGCUGUGCCAAAAAUGGGUCAUCUGACAUCACUGUGGUGUCAGGUGAUUGAUAGGUGGGUGAACUCACCUCCUGGCUAGAUCCACUUCCCCAACCUUGCUAUAAAGGCUUAGGUCGUGUGUGGCUGGUGAUAAAUGGAUAUAGAGCUGUCCCAGUUGUACCUCUGAUGUGUAAUAUUCUCUCUCAAGAAGUGUAACAGGUUCCAAUUUUGAUGUCUUUUUGGCACCCGAAAUUGCAGCAAAUUUUUUAGUUUUAGUGUUUUCUGCUUGAUCUUAGAGGUUUUUGCUGUAGCUUCUAUGAUUUAUUGUAUUGUUUGUAUGCCAGCCUGAGAACCCUCUUAUUGAAAGAUGGUUUAUAAACUGACAAAAUAAGCUAUAAAAAUUCUUUAUGUGUCUUGUUAAUAGAUAUUAUAUCCCAAUCACACUCCUUUAAAUCGGUGUUCUGACCAAAUUUUGGUUUGAAUAAUAUGUUGUAGUGCAUCGUUAAAAUGGGGGAGUGUGCUGUCUAAAGCAAAAUUUACCAUUACUGGUAAAAUAGUGUUUUUGAUACAAGUAUAUUUAACUGUAAUGUUACUUUAACUUUUGGUAUGAAAAUAGAGUAACUGAAUCUGAAUGGACUUUGCAUAUUACAGGUUCACAAGCUCCUAAUGGUAAGCUGCCAGAAAUCUCGUGCAUCCCUGAAUGGUAAGUAUUUAUUUAACUUUGCCCAGUGGUCUAAAAUUAGUGUUCUGAAAUAUGAAACACAGUGUUUUUAAAAUACGAAAGCCCAACCCAACUUGAUUUCAAAAGAGGUUGGUUUUUAGCUAAGUGCUAGUGCUGAUCUACCUUAACUUAGCAUCGUUCCAUAACUCCUAACUCCUCAUUCCUCACUCCCAUUAAUGGAGAUGAGUGGUUAAGUCUGUAAUCUUAUAUCAAUGUAUUAUUCUGGGAGUAAGCCCCACUGAACUAAGUGAGACCUGCUCCAAAGUAGACAUGUAGAAGAUUGCAUUGUUAAUCUCUUUGUAACUGAGAGGCUGCUGUUGCUUACUGCAUCUGCCACCUGAACAGCAGACUUGUAUGUAGUCAUGAUGCUGAAAUUGCCUGAUGCUGGUUCACAGGAAUACUUUCGAUUCUCUAGUUUAGAGCCAAAUAUUCCCUUGUUCUAUUCAACUUCUUGUUCUAUUCAACUGCUUUAUUCCCAGUUGUUGAGACCCUUGGGGGUUUAUUGAUAUUUUUAAAUGUCUACGAGUACUGCACUUUCUUUGCCAAAGAUUUGGAGUUAUUAUUUCCUAUUUUAGGGGAUAGGGUCUUGUAAGUUUAAAUUGCAAUAGAAGAAUUUACAAUAAGGACAGCUUAGCAUCCUAUUUUAAUGAUUCAUAAGAGCUGUAGCAGUUAUCAAAACAGGCACUUUUUAAAAGUAAAGGGACGUAUGCCUCUAGUAUGCAUAGGAUCCUUUUCUUUAUGACGAUGCAUUCUGAACUUUCUUUGGCAAUCUGUCUGGUUUUCUCACUGAGAAGAUCAAUGCAAACUUUCCUGAAAUAGUUUGUCCAUCCCUGUUGAUAGCCCUGUAAAAUGCAUGCUGUUGAUUUGGAGUAUGCCUAAAGAUGCACUAGAGAUCAUACUGGGUAAUAGUGAGGCUGUACAUGUCUGAACAAUGCCUUGUGCUCGGUGUGCACCCUAGAACAUUUCUCUUUUCUGUGUAGCACUCCAAUAUUCCAUGGCUGAAAUUGAGUAGUUUCUCACAAAUAACUUGAUAAGGAAAGAGGUAGCUAAAUGUUACAACAUUUGAUUGAAAACAGUAUGUAGCACAGUUCUGAAGAAGCAGUAAGUUGGCCAUGGAGAGAGGUCCUUCUGAGGAGUGAUCAUGUAGGGCAGUCUUCCCCAACAUUUUGGACUAGUUUCCAUCAGCUUCAAGGGAAGGCCAACCGAGUGCUUGAUUGAAACAUAGCAAUCCUUGGUGACCCACUUGAGAAAUGUCUGUACCAGACAACAUGUGAAAAGCAUUUAUUAUUUUUGCUUUUGUAUCCCCUCUGGUGUUCACUAUGAUGUUUGAAACAGCAGACCUGUCAUUUCUCAGACACCAAAGGAACAAAAAUUGCCAAUCCUAAAAUCUGAACAAAGAUUCCUGGAUAAAAAAGUCUCCGGAAAAUCAUUCGGGGGUCACCUUUUCGAGAAUAGUUGGAAACAUGCAGUGAUAAAGACAAAAAGGAUAAAACAAGGUAAGAUGUUUAAGGUUGUCAUUUGAUAGUUAUCCUAGGCUACAUUUCAUAAAAAGGAAACUUACCAAGAUUUUUUAGUGUUGGAAUUGCCAUAAAGAUCAACCUAAUCCCUAUUUCUGGCUGCUUCCAAAUUGUCAUUAGUUUGUGGACUGGAAUCCACUGACUACUGGCAAAUUUAGGUUGAGCAGUUAUAGUGGAUUUCAUAGUUGUGUACAACAAACAAAUUCCUUUGCAAUAAGAAAAGUGAUGGGAAAUACACUGAAAGGGGAUAACAAUUGCUUGAUUUAAAUACAACAUCCCCACAAACAAAUCAAAAUCAAAAGUUGUUAACAAACUGGUUGUCUGGGAAGGUACCUAUGUAGUUUUUCCUUGCACUUUUUGUUGUUGAGAGUUAUCUUCCACUCCUUAAAAUCAAUAGACAUUUGCCCACUGAGUUCAAAAGAACAAGAAUUGUCCUUUAAACUGCUGUACUACACACCCUCUCCAGAUAUUGCUGUUCUUCUCUGCCACUUUUGAUACCGUUAACAAUAGUAUUCUUCUGGAUGGGCACCCUGGUUUGGAAGAUGGAAGUGAUGUUCUGAUUGGUUCACUUCUGCCUCUCAAGCUGUUCCCAGAAUGUGAUAGUUGGGAACUACUGCUUGAUCCCAUAGAAUUUCUUCUUUGCUGUUUCAUAGUGUUUUGUCUUGCUCCAUACUUUUUCAUAACUAAAUCACACUUUUGGAUAAAGGCCAUCAGUGUACUGAUGACACCCAGCACUUUCUGUGUGUCUCUUGUUUUAUCAGUUUCAGGUGAGGGAGUAGAAGUGCUGAGGAGGUGCCUGGAAUCUAUAAUGGGCUGAAUGUGGGUUAAUAAGCAAACUCAAUCCCAUCAAGACAGAGGUUCUGUGAGUAGGUGUUUUGUCUGUUCAGGGAGAUAGUGUUCAACUUGUUCUGGAUGGGGUUACAUUCACCCUAGAGGUAGCUAACGUGGUACCGAAGAUGUAGUUGAACCACAGCUCCUAUCAUCACUGACCUGCUGACUUGGACUGAUGGAAACUGUAGCAUAACAACAUGUGGAGGCCACCUCAUUAGCUUCUCGGACUGAGUACACAUUUUGGGGGUACUCCUAGAUCAAACAUUCUACUUGGAGGCCUUGGAAGCUCUGUGGCAAGAAGUGCCUGUCCGCAGCAUAGGCUGGUGCACCAGCUGCGGCUUCUCCUAGACAGAAAUAACCUGGCCAUAGUUAUUCAUUCCAGGUAACAUCUAGGAUUGAAUAAUACAAUGUUUUGUGCAUGGAGCUGCCUUUUAAAAUGGUUCAGAAACUGCAAAUGGCUCACAGUACGGUGGUUAGGCUGCUAACUGUAACUGAUCAUUUUAGAAGUAUUACGCCAAUACCUGAAGAACUUCACUAGUCCAUUUUCCACAUGCAAUUCAAAGUACUUCUGAAGUCCUUAUGUGACUUGGUACCUGAAGGAACACCACCUUCCAUAUCAAUCUGCCUAUGUAGUGAGAGUCUUCAGAAGCUCUCUUCUGGAGCUCUCUCCAUUUGAGGUAAGGUGUGUGGUGGCCAGAGUUGAAGGCCUCUUCUGGUUGUGGUACCCCGUUUGUUCUUUCCCAAGGGAAGCUUACCUGAUACCAGCAUUACUAUCUUUUCAGUGCAAGCAAAGACUUUUUACUUUCCCAGGCUUUUUAAUAUAUUGCUGUUUUUAAUAUGUUGUGUAUUAGCAUGCUUUUGUAAAUGGCACAAAAGGAUUGCUAAAGGGAGAUAUAUAAACAUUCGUUUGUAAAUAAAAUAAAUGUUAAGGUAGUCAACGACAGUUUGAUUUUGUUCUAAACAGUAGGUUUUGGGGGGGGGGGUUAGCGAUGGCAUUAUUCCAGCUUUGACUGCCAUUCAGGGGUUCUUAGGAUUGCUGCAACUUGAUCCUCUUACCUGGGAGUACCGUAAGCCCCAUUGAACUUGGUGGAACUUAUUUCAAAGUAGACAUGCAUAAAAUAGUGCUGUUAUCUGCAGUCCCCCUGCGAUGCAUUGUGUUCCAGGUAGUGGCUCAGCGUAAGGAACAGAAUGUGCAUGUUUUAGAUACUGGAGUAAGUUUCAGCUGUGGAUUUGACAUGAUGAAUAGAUGUUAUGUAGUUAGUUUAGUCUAAGUGUGUGCACACACAGUAUAUUUAGAAGAAGGCAUUUCCGCUCUUGACGAUUCCUGACUCUAUAGGUGGCUGAGAACAUAAGCUCACUAUAAGGGAACUGCUCCUUCUGACUUGGUAACCUCACAAGGACCAGACCAGUUUCCUGUGCCCAGACAUGUCUCUUCAGAAGUCUCCCAUUGACCUCAGUGGAGCAAACUUCUAAGCAAGUGUAAGACUGUAGCUCUAGCUAGUUUUGGCCUGAUGUUCCAUGUAUGCUGCUUUGAAUUAUUUCUCUUAAGCAGAAUAUACAUCUGCAUAUGGCUUGAGAGACUCUGAUGAAAAUGCUGCAAUGCCAAGUCUUGCUCAGGCAAUACCAAACCCCUCUCCCGUUGCACAGAAGACACAAGGUGCUGCUCAUAUAUUUCCAGACAGGUAUACCAUUAUAAACUCUAUUAUUGUAUGAAGUGUAUAGAUGUUUCACAUAUUCAAAGUGCACUGCACAGGUAUAAUUCAGAGGCAGACUUCAAGCUGAGGAAUUUCUAAUAAGCACAUCUCAUAAAAUUUCAUGUACAAAUUUAUUUUAAAAAUAGCAAUAGAAGAUGGAAUUUUAGCUCCAUUUCUGCAUUUAAAGUCAAAUGGAUUGAAGAUGUAUACUUCUAAAAUAUGAACAGGUCAUGAUAUAGUGACUUGUAUAAAUCGUCAUGAUAUAGUGGAAAUUCUAUUACUUCCAAAUGUUGUAUGAGCCCCAAUUCAGACAUUGGCAAGUAGGCAUAUAGCCAGUCAGAUGGUUAAAGCUGUUGCUUGUGAUCAUCAGUGAUCACCUGUUCAGAGGAAAGGGGGAAGAUUAUUAUUGGGUACUUCAUACCCAGACUGGCUUUGUUUUUUGUUUAGAGCAAAGGGAAUCACUUGCCAUUCAGUCACCAUCUUGCCUCAAGCUUAUUAGUUUCACAUUGGCUUGUUUCAAACAAGCUAUGUUUUGUCAGUUGCAACAAGGAAACAAGCUGUAGGUAAGCAAAAAUGGAAAUGAAAUGUUCCACAUUCUACCUCAUAGCUGUUUGGAAGAGGAGACCAGUUUGUUCUGACCACACUAAACUGUGGUAUAGGGUGAUGUCUGAAUAUGGCCAGUGGGAAACAGCAAAAACCUCAGUAUUUUUAAGUGAUCAAGUACUCAUCUGUGCCAUAGGCUUACUGCUUUAUGGUUUUGUUUUGUUUUUUAGACAAAGCUUAUGCCUGUACAGGGUAGUGUUUACUUCCCACACAUAAAGUCUCAACUUCAUUAAUAGUAGUUUACAGUGUUUCAUUGUUUAAUGUGGUAUGUAACUGAGAGGCUUCUCACUAACUCUACAAUUGAAUGAACUGGAGAAAUGACAGCAACCAGAAGUUUCCUAAAGUGAAUAGAGGAUAGGUUUUUGCUCUUCUCCCCUACAUGUUUCUUUUAGUGUAAAUUGCCCCAGAGCCAGUAGUAGAAAGCCAAACAGCAAGCAUGUAUUUAAUAAGCACACGUUUAAUUUGGCCCCGGAAGUUCUGUAUGUCUUACCACUCAGCUAUACAUGUAUCAUUAAAAAACAAUUUUUAGUAGAAACGGGAGUGGAUGAAUGUACUGUUCAUGUUUUUCUCAUAGCUUGUGGCAUAUUGCAGCUGGGGUUGGGGCAGGAUCAUUUAAGGCAAUUCCCAGAAGUGCAGACAAGUUAGUCUGUUGUAGCAAAAACUACAGGGCCACAAGGCACUUUAAAUCAAUAUAUGUAUGGCAUAAGGUUUCACGGACUAGUCAACGUAGUGUUAUGAGUUAGAGGUCAGAGAAAAAUAUAUGACAAAGAGCCCGGUUUUAUUUCUACCCAAUUAUGUAUAUCCCUGUAUCUGUUGACCAAUCCCAUUUAUUUGGGAUAAAAUAUGUUUAAAAAUUAUAACACGUCUAACCAUUUAAUAUUAUAUAGUUAGAUACCGUCUUCUUUUGAUUUUAGCUAUUACAGUAAUGAUGACCCCGGUUUACAACCUUUUGUGCUUCCGUGUACUUCAUCACAAUACUUUAUUGAAAGCUGCUACAAAAGCAGGCAAGUUAAUUUUACUCUUUAUAGUUUGGAUUCAGAAUUAUGUUCCUGAAGGGUGAAUGUUGGCAUGUCCGACUGGGCUUUAGUCAGCCUCAGAGCUCCUUCCCCUAGGGUCAAAAGAGAGGCAAGGCCUCCGAGAGGCGGAUCUGCUGCCCACUCCCCACUGCAGCAGACACUACUGAUGUCAGAGCUCUACUGGUAGGCCUCAAAAGGAGUAUUAUUAAAAGUAGAUGCAGUGAAGGAGACAUACCCAGACCUGCAACAUGGACCCUACACUAGGGAGAAAACUAUGGCAGCAAACCUGUAAAGGGUGGAGGAGGGCUGCUUCAUCCUUACUUUCUCCCUGCCAGUGACAGCCCAGCAGGGCACUGGGUGAAAUUGCCACCUUUCAUUUCCUCUCCUAUGUCUUUAAGAUUGUGCCUUAAAAUGACUUGACACUAGUAAAGAACGUGGUGUGCUGGUGAUAUGCUCUUUGUGAACCUUGGGCCAUAAAAACCACCCUCACAGCACUAUGUGAAAAGUAAGUGAUGCCAGGAUGGUCUUACUGUAAAACCUAUUGCUGUCUGAGAUACUGCUUUUUUUUUCUUCUCCUGCAGGGGAGAUACAGCCAUGGGGGAUGCUUAUAAAAGAGGGUCAUUUACUUGGAAACCAGGCCCUCUGAAGACAUCCGGUAUGCAUGGUGGAGCUGGAGAAUUAGGUGCUGUAAGGUAAAGCAGUAUGAGUGGACCAGGUCUUUCAUGAAAAACAAUGUUGGGAGUUACUUUAAUUUAUAUAUUUAAUUCUGUCUCUUCACCAGACUGUUUUCUAAAUGUUUAUUCCUGACACAACAUAAUAGCGAAAGAGGGAAACAUGACUUGAUCAAAUUCAUGAAAAUAAAGUGAAUAUUUAUUUUAACCACCUUUAACUGUCCCGAAAUGGUGUGUUUGGCAGACUAGUCAACCUGCUUGCCUUCAGCAAGGUUACUGCAUGAUGUGCCCUUCACCAUGUCUUGGGACCUUACUGGGGGACACAGGAAGUGGAGAGGCAAAGAUCAAAACUCACUUAGACCUGGGGCAGUUCCAGACUGUUGCUAUAUUGUGGGUGGGAUUGAACUGGGCACCGGAUAGUUAAGCAGCUUCCACAUUUUAGCCUGGUCCAUCCCCUUGAUAGUCUCUGGACUCAGCCAAGGGGUUCUUUUGUUGUGAUGCUGGGAAACAUCACCCCCUUGCCAAAGGCUCAUAUGUACAGUGGUACCUCGGGUUACAUACGCUUCAGGUUACAGACUCCGCUAACCCAGAAAUAGUAUCUUGGGUUAAGAACUUUGUUUCAGGAGGAGAACAGAAAUCGUGCUCCAGCGGUGUGACACCAGCAGAAGGCCCCAUUAGCUAAAGUGGUGCUUCAGGUUAAGAACAGUUUCAUGUUAAGAACAGACCUCCGGAACAAAUUACUUAACCCGAGGUACCACUGUACACCCACAAAGGGGCAGAGGAAGGUAAAAAAAAGCAGAGAUUUAGAAUAAGCAGAGCUGGUGUCAUCUCGUUUCCUGAAGCUAGGCAGAGCCACAAUGAGGAAGGAGAGCUCUCCCAUGUAGCAAAGGCUUGUGUAAAGUUGCAGUAUUUGCCUACUUGAGCUGGUGGAAAGAGUUACGAGUUAAUACUUUUCUCUGCUGGAGGAAAAUGUUAUGACAAUUGUAACAGUAUGAUUCAGAAGCAGUUCCUAUGCAAGUUUUAUUUCCCAGCAAUGGUUGCUGUCCUAUAGCCGCUCAAUUCAACUCUAUGAACCCGAUUUCUUAGUAUUCAUUUAUAGGUCUGCCCUGUUAAUAUUUACCUAAAUCCCCAUGCAUAUUAGUCCUUUCAGUACAAAGGUUUUGAUACUUGUUGAGUAAUACUAGGAAUCUGGAUGGAGAUUCCUAAAGAAAUACAUUUUGAUGUAGGAAUACUUAUAUGGCAUUGAUCAGCGUGUUUUUUCAUCUCAGCACACCGCUGGGAAAUUACACCACUGCAAGUCACCUUGAAUGCCAUAGUCCAUAAAUAUAACAUUCUAUAAAUAGUAUGUUCUUGUGCAAAUGUUUGUAGGUUGAAGAAGUAUAAUCGGUGUUCCAGCCUAAUUUCAUUUCCAGAAGGAUCCAAAUUCAAGCCUGGUAAUAUAUAGUACCUAAUAUAUUUAAUUUCCUACCAUCUGUCUUUACCAAGAUGCAUUUCCUAGGCAAACUCAUUUUCUCACUGCUUUACUAUGUGAACUUUCUUGCAUUUUGAAUAUUGUUGCUGUUAUAAAAAUGUUUAUUGAAGGCUUUGUUUUCGUAUGUACCUAAGGGACAGCAUUUCUAGUCGUGUUUGUAAAAUGUUUCAAAGGCUUAAUUCAGCUAAUUAACAAAAGGCAAUUACUGAUACAAGCUACUAGUUAUUCUAGAUUUAUUCUAGAGUUGUUUUGGAAUGAAAAUACAUUGGGUCAUAUUGCAUUUUUAUGGUCACAAAUGUAAUUUUUCUACUUUGAUGCAUACCUUGCUCAAAAGAUUGCUUAGGAAAAUAAUAAACUAAAUGGAUAACAUAAAAUGCUAAUAUAGCAAGAAAAAUGGGAAUCUGUUUAGUUUUUUUUAAAUCCUAGGUAUCUGUACUUCAAAUUGAUUUUUUUAUGAACCUAUAUAAAAUCAUAGGCCUCUCUAAAAAGCAUGGUCAGACUAAUGCAUAAUGGGCCAGGUUUAUGAACACUAUGUACCCCUUUUUACUGCCUUUGACAAUCUCUCAGAUAACCAUUACAACUUGUUUCUAUUUUAAGGAAUGGGGUGAUUUUAUUCCCUUUCACUGGUUUUUGAUGUAUUUUGUAUAAUUCUGUUUUAAGUACUUCCAUAAGAGGGGCACAUUAUACUUUGUACACACUACUAAUCAAGGGGAGUUUCGUUUUUUCUUCUAGGUUACCGUUUCACAGACCCUGUCACUGGAGCUCCUCCUCAGUUCCUCCAGCGGCUUUCUCAACUGGCUGCAUUGGAAUGUGAAACCAUACAUCAAGAGAGAACAAGAAGACUCAGGAAGGCCAAGAGACAGAUGAUGUAAACAACGUACCAGGAAAGGAACAGGCUCCUUUGAAAUCAUGUAAAGUUACUAUUUUCUUGUUCACGUCUAUCUAAUUCUUUCACAAAUACUACGUUGAUCAACAAACCUCACAAUUAAGGGGAAAUAUGUGAUUAAUAAAGCUUUUUUAUGUUUGUAAUUGCCAUUGUAAAGUUUUUGAACUGCAUCUAAUGCUGUAGAUGCAGUAGCAGGUCAGCCUCCCCUCCCCCAAAAUAGUGAUAGAAAAGUCAAGAGUUGGAAGGGAACCCUGAGGAUCAUCUUGUCCAAUCCCCUCUAAUGCAGGAAUCUCAGCUAAAGCUUAUGUCAAUGACAAACACCCAACCUCUGUCUAAAAACCUCCAACGAAGCAAGAGUCCUUUUGUUAUUGAAAGAAAAUGCUGUUUGACUUAUCCUGUUAGCCUGCCUGCCGUUAGCAUGUUACUGGGUUUGGGUUGCUUAACUUCUUAGCCCUUUGCUAUCCCCAGGAUAGGCUGUGAUUUAUUUCAUCAAAUUUAUAUACUGCUUUACAGGUUUCCUUAAAAAAAAUAAAAAUCAAAACCCCAAAGCAGUUUACAAAAACAAUUUAUCAGUAAAAUGAAUUAACAGUAAUUUGAAAUGUUAAAAUAACUGACUAAAGGCAGAUUAACACUGACAUCAGCUUUCUAAACAAUUUUUUUAAUAGCAGGUGCUGACACCACAAGCUGCUGUGUGGAUUUCCACCAGCACCUCUCUUUCCCAGGGCCCAUUUCAUGUUCUAUCUGAAGAGGACAAGGGUGAUCAUCAUAGCUCCUUUUCUGAACCAAGCAUCUGCCUAGUCUUCUGACUGGCAAGGUCAUUAACACCUUGUUGUCAGACAGACCUUCAGCUAACAGGAUCUUUGAG